Molecule: messenger RNA, 1479 nt
Organism: Eufriesea mexicana
Lineage: Eukaryota; Metazoa; Arthropoda; Insecta; Hymenoptera; Apidae
Product: trichohyalin
Exons: 1
Coding region: 1-1479 (492 amino acids)
Source: RefSeq, a predicted model, not a curated record
AUGGAAUUGACUGAAACUAGUGUACAAAUAAGAGAUUGUUCCAUAGACUUUAUUCCUGUUUACAUUAAGCAAGAGAAUGAUGAACAUGAAGCAGAUUUUAAUGAUAUUGAGAUAAUCAAUGCAGCUCAAAAUUUUUGUGCUAUUGAAAUUAAAGAAAGUAAAGAAUGUACUGCAAUUAAUAAUAAUGAAGAAUCAAAUAUAAAUAACAGAAAUUGUCCACAAAAUACAUCUACUUUAAAUAAUUCAAACUCAACAUUAAAUAUUACUCAACGACAUGAAACUUGCAACAUCAAUGGUAUUUUAAAUAGUUCAGUAUAUUUGCAAAAUUUAGAUUAUGAAAAUAUCAAUAUAGAAAUACAAAAACCUACAAAUCAAAUUGCCGAAGUUUUUAUUAAUCAAAAUGAACAACUACAGACAACCAAUUAUAAUGUUUCAACAGUUACUAUACCAGGUGAACUUCUAGGACUAAAUCUUAAUAUAAAAAAAGAAAUUGAAUUAGAUCAGGAAACAGUUUAUACUACAGAGUGGUUGUGCAAUGUGAAUAAUGAAACUGAUCUUCGGCUAAAGGUUUCAAAGAAUACUAAAGACAAAAUUCAAGAAGUUCCUACUAACAUUGAUGAUGCUAUAACAUUAUUAACUAAACAGAAAGAUCAGUCAUCAGAGAAUGUUAAUAAUUUGAAAACUAAAGAAAGUAAACCUGAAAAAUCUAAAAAACAAUUGAAAAUAAGAUCAAACACACUGCAAGAUUACAAAGAGAAAUUACGAAGGAAAGCAGAGUGUAUGAGAGAGAAAAGAAAAAAAUUAUAUGAACAAGAAAGUGAAGAACAACGUCAACAAAGAUUAGCAAAGGAGGCAGCAAAAAGGCGAGAAAUGAGAAUGUAUUAUGAAACACCAGAGCAAAGAAGAAAAAGAUUAGAUGCAGAAGCUGCAAGGAAAAGAGAAUACAGAAUGUACAGUGAAACACCUGAAGAUAGAAGGAAAAGACUAGAUCGUGAAGCAGAAAGAAGAAGAAUGAAAAGGCUUUCAUUGUAUGCUAGUGAAACUCCUGAACAAAGAAGAGAAAGAUUAAAUAGAGAAUCAGCAAAGCGAAGAGAGGCUCGGCUUAAUCAGUAUGCUAAAGAAACACAAGAAGAAAGAAAAGAAAGAUUAAAGAGAGAUGCUUUGAGAGUCAGAGAAAUGAGAUUUACUAGAUCUGCUAUUGAAACAGAAGAGGAGCGCAAACAAAGGUUAGUAAAAGAUGCUCUUCGAAAAAGGGAGGUAAGAAUACAUGGACGUCAUUCAGUGAAUAAUAAUUUCACUGAGCUCCAAACUGUUCGCAAUUUUGAAGAAUUAAACAAUGUGCAGAUAAAGGAGAAUCCUGAUAAUCAAUUGGGAGGUCAUUACUUGAGUAACUGGAUGGUGUGGUUCCAAAAUUCAUUAGUCCAACCUGUUCAUGUUGGAGAACAAAUCGUCAAAUCUCAAUCUGAAAAUAAUGGAUAA